Molecule: messenger RNA, 1746 nt
Organism: Fusarium pseudograminearum CS3096
Lineage: Eukaryota; Fungi; Ascomycota; Sordariomycetes; Hypocreales; Nectriaceae
Exons: 1
Coding region: 1-1746 (581 amino acids)
Biological process (GO): rRNA processing
Cellular component (GO): small-subunit processome; Pwp2p-containing subcomplex of 90S preribosome
Molecular function (GO): protein binding
Source: RefSeq, a predicted model, not a curated record
AUGGCGCCACCACAAGACGAAGAGAUGCUGGAUCCCUCAUCUUCCUCCUCCUCGGAGAACGAGUCUCAAUUCGACUCGGAAGAUGAGGCUCCCCAGAAAAAGCCCACCAUUGCGCUUUACGAUAAGGAUUCGGACGAAGAAGAGCUUGAACGUCUUGUUCUAGGUAACAAGGCUGGUUUCCGCGCGCAAUUGUUCAACGACGAUGGAAUGUUCAACAGCAAUUGGGAUGAUGAGGGAAAGGAGAUGCAGCUUGUUGAGCAGGAUCCUGGCUUAGAAGAAGUUGAGGAUGCGGACCUUUUCACGUUUGACACCGGCACUGGUGCAGGCGCUGCAAAUGUUACCAAGGCCGCAAAGCCUACCGAUUGGAAUGUCCCUGCUUGGGAGGAUAGCGACGACGACAGACUGGCAGUCUCACUUGCUGGAGCCACCCGGUUACGAAAACUACGAAAGACAGAGGCCGAAGAUCUUGUUAGCGGAACCGAGUACAGCCAAAGAUUGCGACAGCAAUACCUCCGACUAAACCCUCUUCCCGCGUGGGUGCGCGAAUCAGACGGACGGCCGAGUAAGCGAAGAAGAUCAUCGGCUGCAUCCAACUCUUCGGAUGAUAGCGACUCGGACUCGGAGGUUUCUGCGCAGCCUCUUGAGAAGUUCCUUCGCGACGUCAACAGUCUGGCUGGAGUUGGAUCAAACCAGAAGAGACGUCUACGGCCCGAGGUUAUUGACAUUCAGCGCACGCGAGAGAUCCCAGACAAGCACAACGCGCCUGUUGGCAGUCUUUCUUUCCACCCUGAGUACCCAGUCCUCCUGUCCUCCAGCACCGCCUCCGUCCUCUAUCUCCAUCACAUCGCGCCCGCCGCUCACCCUACACCCAAUCCUCAGUUGACCUCUGUGCAAAUCAAGCAAGUCGAUGUUCGACGGGCCGAAUUCUUAUAUCCCCAUGGCGACAAGGUUUUCUUUGCAGGGCGACGAAAGUACUUCCACCACUGGGACCUUAAGUCGGGAGCUGUGCAGAAGACGACGCAAAUCCUCGGACAUCGACUUGAGCAUAAGUCAAUGGAGCGUUUCAAGCUCAGCCCAUGCGGUCACUAUAUGGCGAUUGUGGCCUCUACCAAGAAGGGAGGCGGUAUCAUUAACAUUUUGAACACGACAUCUAUGCAAUGGAUUACUGCCGCUAGGCUAUCAAGUCGCAACGGUAUUGCUGACUUUGCUUGGUGGAGCACUGGAAACGGAAUGACUAUCCUCGGAAAGGACGGCCAGGUCGGCGAGUAUAGCAUGGAGAGCCGCUCUUUCGUGGGUAUAUGGCACGAUGAGGGUUGUGUCGGCGGUAUUGUCCUGGCUCUUGGUGGUCACCAAGGCCCAGCUGCUCUAGGCGACGAUCGCUGGGUUUCGGUCGGUUCCAACAGCGGUAUCACCAACAUUUACGACCGCAACGAGCUUCUCGUCCUCAACUCGGAGGAAGUUACCAUCAAGGAGCGCCCUACACCCACGCGAGUCUUCGAGCAGCUCGUUACACCCAUCACACACAUCACCUUUUCUCCAGAUGGUCAGUUGAUGGCUUUUGGAAGUCAGCACAAGAAGGAUGCGCUGCGACUGGUGCAUCUCCCUACUUGCACAGUGUACCGUAACUGGCCCACAGACCAGACGCCUCUUGGAAGAAUUACGGCGGUUGCCUUUGGAAACCAGAGUGACUUGUUGGCGGUUGGUAAUGACACAGGAAAGAUUAGGCUGUGGGAGAUUAGGAAUUAG